AUGCCUCCUCUCCCUCCCAGUGAACAUGCCAGCUUGAUUGAAUGGUUAAGCCAAAUCCCAGAUAACUUGCUACUCUCACAGCUGUCUAUCCCAGGCACUCACAACUCGUCAGCACACCACCUGUCGCUCCCGUCGGUGCAGUGCCAGGGAACUUCUGUGACAGACCAGCUGCGCCAUGGCGUGCGGUUUUUUGACUUCCGCGUUGCUAAGCCGUUUUUGACUAACUGCGGGAAUGCGUUUGGAUCAUCACCAGACGAUUUGCAGGUGGUGCACGGCUCGUUCCCUGUCCGGCUGCCAUUCCCUGUGAAGCUAGAAGACGAGCUCAAUGAGAUUUAUGCGUUUCUGCAGCAGCACCCCACCGAGACGGCGAUUGUAUCGAUCAAAAUGGAAGGCGACACGUCGGUUUGGCAGGGCGAUGAUUUCCCCAACCUCAUCUGGAACCGGUACGUGGGUCCUUCACAGGACAGGUGGUUUUUGGAAAACCGCAUCCCGCAGAUGGGCGAGGCACGCGGCCGUGCAAUCCUAUUUCGGCGCUUUGGGCUCAAGGAAAACGCCAUUCGAAACGACAGCAAUUUUGGCUUUGAAGCGGCAUGGUGGAAGUACAAUACGCCUGAGGACGAUCGCGGGCGGUUUGUUGUGCAGGACUGGAAUGAAGUCAAUUCACCUGAGGACAUUCAAAAGAAGGUACACUACAUCAAUGCACAGGUUGAGCGUGCUGUUUCGUACAAUGCAACUGCGGAGUCAACCCAAGGUGACACCGCCAAGUUUUACGUUAAUUUUUGCUCCGGGUCCAACUUUUGGGACCCGCGUUGCUGGCCUAAGGGUGUAGCCAAAGGCGUGAACGCCAACAUUGAGGCCAAUUCGAACGGAAUGGGCUUCAUCAUUAUUGACUAUGCGGAGACUCGUGACUGGGAGAUUCCCCGCAAACUAGUGGCCCAUUCGCUCCAAGUUGCUCGCAAGCAUGGUUGA
Molecule: messenger RNA, 969 nt
Organism: Magnusiomyces paraingens
Lineage: Eukaryota; Fungi; Ascomycota; Dipodascomycetes; Dipodascales; Dipodascaceae
Exons: 1
Coding region: 1-969 (322 amino acids)
Biological process (GO): lipid metabolic process
Molecular function (GO): phosphoric diester hydrolase activity
Source: RefSeq, a predicted model, not a curated record